Molecule: messenger RNA, 3195 nt
Organism: Magallana angulata
Lineage: Eukaryota; Metazoa; Mollusca; Bivalvia; Ostreida; Ostreidae
Product: E3 ubiquitin-protein ligase TRIM71-like
Exons: 3
Coding region: 184-3135 (983 amino acids)
Biological process (GO): protein polyubiquitination; proteasome-mediated ubiquitin-dependent protein catabolic process
Molecular function (GO): zinc ion binding; ubiquitin protein ligase activity; protein binding
Source: RefSeq, a predicted model, not a curated record
UGGAUCCGCCACUGCAUACAAGAAAUUGAAGUGAAAUUCGGUUUUAAAAUCCCAUGAAUUAAUCACGGGGUAUGGUCGUACCAGGUAACACCAGACCAGGAAGAGAAAAUAAACAAAUCGGCCUAGGCCACGCCAUGUUGGAUUGUAAAGAAAUCAGAUGAAAAUCUAUCUAGGAGUCCGACCAUGCUCCCACGCACUUGGGCCCAGGAUGUGGUACGGUGUCAUCUCUGCGAGACCCCGGGCCCCCCUAUGUACUGUGACAUUUGUCACAUACAUCUAUGUAAAGCAUGUGUGGAGGAACAUCUUUCUGAUGAAUCCAAAGAACAUAAAGUUGAACCAUUUAACAAGAGAGGACUUAAUCCUAAAUGUUUAAAGCAUCCAACACAAUUAUGUGACCUUCAUUGUGAACAAUGUGACAUUUCUAUUUGUGUAGAAUGUGUCUCCUCUGGUGAACAUCUAGGACACAAGCAAGUGGGCAUUUCAAAAAAUCUAAAUACUAAGAAAGAAGCCUUAAAAAAAGAUUUACAGGAAUUAGAAAACUCCAUUUAUCCUAAAUAUCAAGAGAUUGCAUCCAACAUCAUAGUUCAGAAAGCUGAUCUGAAUAAAAACGCCAAGAAAUUAACAACAGCCCUAGACAAACAUGGAGAAGACUUGCACAGAGAAAUAGACAUUGCCAUCAAGAAACUGAAAUCUGACCUGGAUGAAAUGGAAUCCAAACACCUAGUAGACCUUGAUAAGCAGGAAAAUGAAAUCAAAUCCAGUAUUUCUGAAAUAACACAGAGCAUUGCUGAACUGAAGAAGCUACUCAACUCCAAUGAUGUCAGCCUUGUCUCUGCUUUCAACUCCAGAAAUGCUGAAUUCAGAAGAUUACCCCUUAAACCUACAGUUCCCUUACCAAGAUUCACCCCUCAAAAGAUUAACAAAGAACAGAUUUAUCAGCAGAUUGGUUCCCUGUCAGCAUUAUCCAUCAAUACACAAGGACAUGGCUACACGAUGGAUAUCCCCGGUGCUGAGUCCUCUCCCCCGGACAGACCGCUCAUUGAUGAACCACGAAUCAUCACAGAUAUAAACACAGAGUAUGGACAAUCCAAUGAGUUAUUCGGUGUGUCCUGUCUGAGUGAUGAUGAGGUAUGGACCCGUGGUCAGGACAACCUGAUGAGACUCUACAACCUCCACAGUAAACUAGUGAAGUCAAUCAAAACCAAGUCAGGGAAGAAACCAGGGGACAUAGCUGCGACACAGAGUGGUGAACUAGUUUAUACUGAUCCCUAUGAUAGAACUGUGAACAUAGUGAAGAAUUCACAGAUACAGACAGUGAUCAGACUACGGGGAUGGUAUCCUUUAUAUGUCUGUAGUACCUCCUCUGGUGACCUUCUGGUUGUCAUGAUUACUGAUGAUAUGAAACAAUCAAAAGUUGUGCGCUAUUCUGGCCCCACAGAGAAACAAACAGUCCAAUACAAUGACAAAGGACAACCUCUCUAUUCAUCUGAACUUUACCCUAAAUAUAUAAAUGAGAACAAGAACCUAGAUAUCUGUGUAGCAGACUAUAUAGCCAGUGCAGUAGUGGUGGUCAAUCAGGCCGGUAAACAACGGUUUACAUAUACUGGUCCUCCCUUCAGGACAUUUAAUCCAGUCGGCAUCACUGCAGACAGCCAGGGUCGGAUCCUGACAGCAGACUGUGCCAACUACCGUAUCCACAUUCUGGAUCAGGACGGACAGUUCCUCCGCUACAUUGACAACUGUAAUUUACAGUAUCCAUACGGUUUAUGUGUGGACACCAGAGACAACCUCUUUGUGGCUGAGAGGGACACAAAAAACUCAAUUUAUCCUAAAUAUCAAGAGAUUGCAUCCAUCAUCUUAGUUCAGAAAGCUGAUCUGAAUAAAAACUCCAAGAAAUUAACAACAGCUCUAGACAAACAUGGAGAUGACUUGCACACAGAAAUAGACAAUGCUAUCAAGAAACUGAAAUCUAACGUGAAUGAAAUGGAAUCCAAACAACUGGUUGUCCUUGAUAAGCAGGAAAAUGAAAUCAAAUGCAGUAUUUCUGAAAUCACACAGAGCAUUGCUGAACUGAAGAAGCUACUCAACUCCAAUGAUGUCAGCAUUGUUUCUGCCUUCAACUCCAGGAAUGCUGAAUUCAGAAGAUUGCCUCCUAAACUCACGAUUUCCUUACCAAGAUUUACCCCUCAGAAGAUUAACAAAGAACAGAAUUACCAGCAGAUUGGUUCUUUGUCAUCAUUAUCUAUUAAAACAGAAGAACAAGUCUACACAAUGGAUUCUUCUGGUGCUGAGUCCUCUCCCCCGGACAGACCGCUCAUUGAUGUACCACGGAUCAUCACAGAUAUAAACACAGAGUAUGAAGAAUCUAAUAUAUUUCGCAGUGUGUCCUGUCUAUGUGAUGAUGAGGUAUGGACGUGUGGUCAGGACAACAUGAUGAGACUCUACAACAUCCACAGUAAACUAGUGAAGUCAAUCCAAACCAAGUCAGGGAACCCGCCAGAGGACAUAGCAGUGACACAGAGUGGUGAACUAGUUUAUACUGAUCCCAGUGAUAGAACUGUGAACAUAGUGAAGAAUACACAGAUACAGACAGUGAUCAGACUAAGGGGGUGGUAUCCUCUCUAUAUCUGUAGUACCUCCUCUGGUGAUCUCCUGGUUGUCAUGAUCACUGAUGAUAAGAAACAAGCAAAAGUUGUGCGUUACUCUGGGUCCACAGAGAAACAAACAAUUCAAUACAAUGACAAAGGACAUCCUCUCUAUUCCUCUGAUGAGACUGUUUACUCUAAAUACAUCAGUGAGAACAAGAACCUAGAUAUCUGUGUAGCUGAUUGUAUAGCCGGUGCAGUAGUGGUGGUCAAUCAGGCCGGGAAACUCCGGUUUACGUACACCGGUCCACCCUCUACUACCAAGGAACCAUUUCAUCCAGUCGGCAUCACUACAGACAGCCAGAGUCGGAUCCUGGCAUCAAACCUUAACAACUGUAUCCACAUCCUGGAUCAGGAUGGACAGUUCCUCCGCUACAUUGACAACUGUCAUUUACAGGAUCUACAAUGUUUAUGUGUGGACACCAGAAACAACCUCUUAGUGGCAGAGAAUAAAACGGGUAAAGUGAAGAAAAUCCAGUAUUACAUUUAAACCAACUGUGAUCAUAUUGUUACAUUAUUGUCAACAAGGUGAACAUUUUUUUUUAAAUCU